This is a messenger RNA of Schistocerca piceifrons (Central American locust), 695 nucleotides long. Its product is annotated as regulator of G-protein signaling 7-binding protein-like. The transcript is spliced from 5 exons. Bases 57 to 695 code for a protein of 212 amino acids. Lineage: Eukaryota; Metazoa; Arthropoda; Insecta; Orthoptera; Acrididae. Gene Ontology annotation, cellular component: neuron projection. The record is from RefSeq and is a predicted model, not a curated record. Gene Ontology annotation, biological process: G protein-coupled receptor signaling pathway.
ACGAGGGCCACGGCGCGCUAUGGACUGUGCGCCAGCGCCGCCUCCGCCUGCACAGCAUGGCCACGUCUGGUGCGGGUUCGCAGGUGUCUGUCGCUGCUAGCGCCGUAUCUGCGGCCGCAGCCCAAGUCGAGGACCACAAGGCACACGCGAUGGUUGUGGAGUUCAAUGCCCAGGUGGCUCUGUUCCGCGACCUGCUGAUCCACGUCGGACAGCCCAAGGACUGCCCAGACCUGAGAGAGCGCAUCCGCAAGCAGCGCAGGACCUGCGUGGAGACGUGCCGCCACACGAGUCAGCUGCUGCUUCCCGCAGUCCGCAGCGCUGUGGCGGAGGGCAUCCCGGCAGACAACCCGCACCUGGUCCUGCUGUUCUUCAUCUCGCAGCUGCUGCUGAGAGAGCUCGACAAGUGCCGACGGCUCGUGCAGGUGGUACCCAUGGAUAUGUCCAGUCUGUAUGAAAACCGACCAGGACCGUCCAAUCUUGGGAAUGUUAUAAGUCAGCUCCUCCUAUGUAAAACCAUCACACCUGACUUCAACCAGGAAGAGCUGUGCAGUAUAGCAAAGGACUCGCAGGAUGUUCUGAAGCUACUGCAGGACAUGCAAGAAUAUCUCCCUAAGUUGGAAGCAGGCACCGACGUACUGAGCACACUGGAAAAGACUGUCAACGUUCCUUUAAAAGAUACAACCAAAAAGGCUUGA